GCUUUCUGCCUCUAUCUCACUCUCUCUUUCUCGCUCUCUCUCUCUCUCUCUCUCUCUCUCUCUCUCUCUAUCUCUCUCUUUCUCAAACACCUGCGCAGAGCCGGUGAAUCACGCCGAAGCCGCUUCGCUUCCCAACAUCUCAUCGCUCUGACAUUCAGAUCGCCUCCAUUUUAACCAGAAGCUUCUCCGCAGUGAAAAGAGGACUCCGUUCCCAUCGUCUGCACUUGAUGAAUAUUUCACCAGCUCUUCCCCUCCGUGUGGUGUAAGAAAAGCAGACUGCGUGGAUUGGAUGCGUGUCUCUUUUGUUUCCUGAGGGUGCAAUGAUGCUGAAGUGAUGCUGCGUCGCUCUUCCCACCCGCUGUAGAGCAACAUCAUCAACAGCAUCAGCACCAGCACCGGUAUGGCACUGAUCGAGCUGCCCAACGUUAGACAUUUGGACUAACAAAAUCACCGGGCUGUCCGAAUUUGAAGUGUUUCUAACGCCGUUCCGGAUCGUACUGAAGUUGACGGGUUGAAGAGAGCGGCCGGUGCCUGAAAGCAGACGAAGGCACAAAUGAAAUUCUGUGACGAAGAAUAAGACUCUGGAGGAGACGCUGUUAACGCACAUAAUUACACUUGUUCCACUCCUACCUAAAGCCACACACACACACAGAUGGCACUCGACAACACAGGGUUCUCCACGUGCCCUGAAUCCCUGUCGCUCCCGGUCCCAGAGAAAGGGGAGGAGCCUGCGGAGGAGGCUCCAAAGGAUGCUCCACCCACUAGUGAAGAGAACCCAUCCGAGGAGCUGGGACACGUGGUAACAACAGAUACGGCUCCGCCUCCACAGCCCACAACCAAUAACCACAUGUCCUUCCAGGACAAGAUGGCUGCGAGGGAGGCACAAGCCAAUCAGCCCCGAAAGAAACUUCAGGGGGCGGGGCAAGAGAGGGGCAGGUUUGGCUGGGGACGCAGCAAGCGUAGGAGGCAGCGUUACGUGGAGAAGAACGGUCGCUGUAACGUACAGCACGGGAACAUGAGGAAGACAUACCGUUACCUGACGGACAUCUUCACCACGCUGGUGGAUCUGAACUGGCGUUGCUCUCUCCUCGUCUUCGUCAUGGCGUAUGCGGUGACCUGGCUCUUCUUUGGAGCAAUAUGGUACCUCAUUGCAUACUGCAGGGGUGAUCUGGAUCAUUUAGAGGACGAGUCGUGGACGCCGUGCGUGAAUAAUGUUAAUGGAUUCGUCUCUGCCUUUCUUUUCUCCAUCGAGACGGAGACAACCAUUGGUUACGGUCACCGGGUUAUUACAGAUCAGUGUCCAGUUGGCACCAUGUUACUCCUGCUGCAGGCUAUACUGGGAUCUAUGGUCAAUGCUUUUAUGGUUGGAUGCAUGUUUGUGAAGAUCUCACAGCCAAACAAGCGUGCCGAGACGUUGGUGUUUUCCCGUAACUCUGUCAUCUCGCAGAGGGAUGAUAAGCUCUGCCUGAUGUUCAGAGUGGGGGACUUAAGAUCUUCCCAUAUCGUGGGUGCCAACAUGAGAGCCAAACUUAUCAAAUCCAAACAGACACAAGAGGGUGAAUUUAUUCCUUUGGAUCAGACAGACAUCAGCGUGGGUUUCGAGACGGGAGACGAUCGUCUGUUUCUCGUGUCUCCACUUGUGAUCUCUCAUGAGAUUGAUGUCCGCUCUCCGUUCUGGGACAUGUCACAAUCGCAGCUGGAGAAAGAGGACUUUGAGAUCGUUGUCAUCCUGGAAGGGAUGGUGGAGGCCACAGGAAUGACGUGUCAGGCGCGGAGCUCUUACCUGGCUGAGGAGCUGUUAUGGGGUCACAGGUUCAGCCCUAUGAUGUCACUCGCUGAUGGAUUUUUUGACGUGGACUACGGAGCCUUUCAUCACACGUUUGAGGUGAAUACACCCUCGUGCUCGGCGAGAGAGUUGGCAUUGGCCGCAGCUCGCUUGGAUGCUCAUCUCUAUUGGUCGAUUUCCAGUCGUCUGGACGAAGAGAAAUGGGAGGGGCCAAAUCUGACUGAGCAAACGGAAAAGUCCAAUGAUUCCGAAUCUGUAAGGGAGGGGGAUGGGCCCACGUUUAUUGUGGGUGGAGUUUCAAAUACGCAGGACCAAUCAAUCGUAGGGGAGCAGAACGGCAGUGUCACGACUGACCAGUCAGAGUCUGAGGCUUAAACGGAUACAAGAAUGUACCGAGGUAUGGAAAAUUUUGUGUCAAUUUAACUUCGAUUGGAUUGUCAAGCGGUCCGAGCUUUCUUCUUCAAGUUAGGUUUUUAAAUGUAUAGUCGCUGAUGCCUAGCAUAGAAUACUUUCCCCAAAGGGGAAAUACUUGUGUCUCAACUUGUGUUUAAACUCGUGAUGUUAAAAACGACACUGGCUUUUCUUUCACACAUCAGCUCUGUUCCAAACUCUUGAGGACUGCUGUCUACGUAGUAAGCUACCUUAGGUAUCAUAUUUUUUAAAACCUCAAGUGAUUGAUUUGCAACGCAGCGACUCACAACAAUAGUGCUUCUCACAUUUGGCCACAUUCAUUGUCAGUAUUAAAUCAAAUAUAGUAUAUUUAUACAGAUUAUUUUUCAGAUUUUUGUCAACACUUUUUUUCUUAACUUCAUUGCAGUGUAUUCUGGGAUUGCUUCAUUUCUAGUGUUUGGACAAAAUAGGAAGCACAAAGGUGAUGCCAUAUGUUCUGGACUGGAACAGACAUCUCUAUGUGUGCCUAUGAAGCCUUAAAAUGCUGUCUAGGUAGGCAGCUUACUAGGAUGUGGAACUGAGCUAUAUGUCUGAUUUUAUGUACCAAUCAUAUAAGUAAUCUAUCAGUUUUAAAGGAAUAGUUCAGUCAAACAUAACAAAUUUCCCAAAAUUCCUUUCACCCUUAUGCCAUCCCAUAUGCCUUCUAAACUUUAAGCUAAAUUGCAUGUGUUGUGACUAGUUGUCGUAUAAUGUUUUGCCACGAAACAUGAAAGAACCAAGAAUUUUAUGUUAUCAACAUGUCACUAUAUAGUUUUGGUUUCAACUUGGCUAAAUAAUCAUAAAAUCGGAAUAUUCAAUGAUGAAUGUAGCAUGUGUGUUUUUUUGAGGCUUGAACAUUUUGAGUCCCAAAUUGGAAGAUCAAAUUAUGUCAUAUUUACUAUUUUAGUGUUCAACUAAAAAAGGUUUCCAUUUUCAUUUGGAAUGGCACGAGGAUGAGUAAUCAUAUAAGGAAUUUUCAUUUUGGUGUGCACUAUUCCUUUAAAUGUUUCUAAUGUCUUUCUUCAGCCAGUGAAGUUUUGACAGAUCUGGCAAACCAGUACUAUUUUUAAAACAAUCUUUUCGAACACGUCUGCGCACGUUGUUCACAGUCACGUUGGUAAGACUCACAUGUACCUGGAAAAAGACGUGAACUUGUUACUAUGGUUACAAUGCAUUCCAAUUUGCACAAUCACAGCACAGUUUAGCAUUAGCUUUUUGAAAGUUCGGCAGUGUUAAAAUUAGCACUGUCCUCAUGACUGCGUUUUACUGCGACUGCAUCAUGUUGGGGAUCUAAAUAAUAAAGAAAAAUCCCCAACAAUGAAAGUCAACGCAUCUUUCCAACUUUCAAAUGAAGUUGAUAUGGAAAUGACCUCAUCAUCAUGUGAUCGUUGAACCUUUUGCACCAUAUUCGAUUGAAUACAAAUACACGUUUAUAUUCUUUGUUUAUUUUGUUUACUUUGAUUUAACGUUUCCAGAGCAACAAUGCAAUUGCUCAUUGGUCUGUGACGGUUGAAGAUGAGCUGGUUUCAGUCUAUUGGCCUUAGGUGAAUAAAUUGGUGACAAUUUCCAACAGCCAAAAGAAUAGUUUAAGUGUUAUUGCAUGCGUUAUUAUUGAACUAUAUACUAUAUUUAAUAGCAAAUCUGUUUAAAGAUAAUUAGACCUUACGUUUGCUGAAUAUUACAAACUUUUCUUGGAUUAAGGACCAUUUUUGAGUUAUCUUUGACAUUUGAAUAAAUCAUUAAAAUAGGAGAGACAGUACUUUGAGGUCAUAGGCCGCUGUUUAUAUUUGUUUAUGAUGGUCUGUUUGAAACCAAAACAGUUGAACACAAAUGUGUAAAUAUAAUUUAUUCAAAUUACAUCUCGUUUUAUGUAAGUUUCCUCUGUGACAAUCCUACAUUUAAUACUGUUUUUUCCAUUCCUAUUCCAACUUUAAUCUGAUGAAACCAGACUUAUCCUGGAUCGGUGACAUAUUCAAUUCACGUCAACUAACACGAAAUCGACUGAAAACCUGUGAUCGGCAGUUUGACACCUAUUGUAAAGACACCUUCAUGGGCGAUGUGUAAGCACCAGUGUGUGUUUUUGUAAUUCAGUUGUGUAUUUCAGUAGUGUGUGUGUUGAAAAAACAAUCAGUCUGGACCCUUACAGCAUGUCACUUUGAAAUUUUAAAUCAUUGUGAUUUUGAUCUAGUCAUUUCAUAAGAAAAACUUCUGGGAGUUUAAACUAAAUUUAGAAACAUCCGAAAAUGAAUCGACUCUCAUUAUAACUAUUUUUAGGCCAUGAGGAGCUCUUUGUGUUCCCCCGUAGUCUUUUACUUUGUGUCGUCGUGUCUGUGGUUUGUCUUUAGCACAUAUGAAAAGCACAAACUUUGCUCAUAUGCAGGUUUUCUCAUAUUGCUUUUGCUGCUGUUGACAUUUUUUAAAUCUGUCUUUUACGCUUUUUCUGUAUAAUAAUAAUAAUAAUAAAACUAUAUUCAUCCUAA
Triplophysa dalaica is the source of this 4695-nucleotide messenger RNA. It is a transcript of the gene kcnj9, whose product is annotated as potassium inwardly rectifying channel subfamily J member 9. The coding region runs from base 653 to 2161 and encodes 502 amino acids. Gene Ontology annotation, biological process: regulation of monoatomic ion transmembrane transport; potassium ion import across plasma membrane. NCBI's taxonomy places the organism in Eukaryota, Metazoa, Chordata, Actinopteri, Cypriniformes, Nemacheilidae. Gene Ontology annotation, molecular function: G-protein activated inward rectifier potassium channel activity. Gene Ontology annotation, cellular component: plasma membrane. The record is from RefSeq and is a predicted model, not a curated record. The transcript has 8 exons.